AUGGACGACCUUUACCUUAACAAGCUGAUGCCGGAAUUCUCGGAUCAGGAAAUCUUCGCCGAUUUUUCUUUAUCAAAGUUGCAUCUCAGGAUUAAGCGGGAGAAUCGGACGAGGAUCUCGGGGAGAGUUUACCUUGUUAAAGGGGACAGCGACUCUCUGGUCAGGGUACCUUCCUUCCAGAAUUUGCUCGAUGGUUCUUGCGAUGGGAAUCAGGAUGUGGGAAUCCAGUUCUUAGAGUCCAACUUCAACCCGUUCGAGUACUCCAACAACUCGCAGGAGAUCCGUACUGACGUCACCGGUCUGGAGGUGAAAUGUGGUAACCGGACACUUCCGGUUUCCGGUUUGAGUGAACCCAUCGACAUCCUGACAAGACGGAAGAACGAGAGUCUGGAUGGAUCCGUGUAUGUCUUCAAGACGUCGGUAUCACUCGGCAACCUGACAGUGUUCGAGUUCCUUGUUGGGAAGGAACAGUCAACCUUGGGGUUCUACAUCGACUUCAACUCAACUCGAUUUCCCCAAGACGUUUCGCUAUUUCUUUGCAAAGACUGUGUACCUACUCAAGACGCCUUCAACUGGACAGCCACGCUGCCCGUUUCUGAAGACCAGAUCGUCUCAGUUCCAUGGAUAAACGGAACGAACCUCACCUCCAGCCCCUACCAGUGGCUGCUGCAUGGGGAGGAGGUGGACAUUACAGGCUAUGAUGUUGGGAACCUCACAAAAUUUGGCAUUGGAGUGCAGUUUGGCUCUGAUUUGGACUUAGAUGAAGAAGAAAUCAUCGAUUUUUCUUUGACCGUCUUUGAGUCAUCCUGCGUUUACUUCGACGAAGAAGUGCACUUGUGGCACAGCGAUGGGUGCGAAGUCGGCCCGCUGACCAACAUGACGCAUAUCCACUGCCGGUGCGAUCACCUGACCAAGUUUGCCGGCUUUGUUCCGCCGAACCCGCUCAACAUCGCGGAGGCGCUGUCCGCAAACGUCCUGGAGAAUCCAGCCGGAAUGGUGCUGGUUCUGGCCGUGUUCGCGCUGUACCUGUUUGGAAUACUGUUAACAAGGAAGGCGGACAGAAGAGACUUACUCAAGGCUGGAGUGGGAAUACUUCCGGGUCAUACUCUGAACCCGCGGAAGGAAUGUCAAUACGUCAUCACUGUGUACACCGGCUUCCGGGGGAAUGCUGGGACAACUGCUGAGGUAACAAUAGUCCUCGGUGGACUUACCAACGAGAGCAUCCCCUUCAAGCUGCGGGACGAAAAGCGGGUUCUGUUUGAGAAGGGAAGCGUGGACUCGUUUCUCCUGUCUACAGAAGAACCGUUGGGAGAGCUCUCCCAUCUGCGCGUGUGGCACAAUAAUAAAGGCUACAGUCCGGGAUGGUUUUUGAGCCAGAUUGUGGUGACAAACAGGGCAAGAAACAACACAACGUAUUUUCUGUGUAACAGAUGGCUGUCUGUGGAGGAGGAUGACGGGAAGGUCCACCGCAUCAUCCCUAGGGCUGUACCUGAGGACCUGAAGAAGUUCCGCAACUUGUUCCUGGCCAAGAGUGCAAGGGACAUGAAUGACGGCCACAUGUGGUUCUCGGUGGUUGGCCGCCCUGCCCGGAGCCCGUUCACCCGUGUCCAGCGCCUGUCCUGCUGCCUGACGCUGCUCUACAGCACCAUGCUCACCAACAUCAUGUUCUUCGGCCGCGGGGACGACUUCGAGCCACCAGAGCCAAUCAGAUUCGCUGGGGUGGAGAUCAACCCGCCUAUUUCGCUUCCGCAGAUCAUGAUCGGCGUACAGAGUGCAGCCAUCAUCCUACCCGUCAAUGUUCUUAUCGCCUUCCUGUUCCGUAACUCCGGUCCGCGGGGCGACAAGAGUACGGACAAGAAGGCACAGAAGGACGGGGCUGGGGAUGGUGGAAAGGCCAAAUCGUCGCUGCCCUGGUGGACUGCCUAUAUAGGUUGGCUGCUCGUGUGGUCGGCUAGUUUCGUGGCGGCGUUCUUCACCGUGCUGUACACCCUGAGUUUCGGACGGGCGAAGGCGGAGGCGUGGCUCGUCACCUUUCUGACGUCAUUCAUGACCGACUUGUUCCUGAUGCAGCCCUUCAAGCUGCUCAUCGUGGCGGUCAUUUUUGCUUUGAUAUCAAAGACACCUGUUGAAGAUGACGAGCCUGCCGCCGAACCUCUUGAGUCCGGUGAAGAGUUUCUUCAUCCUGUAACACCGGACUCCAAUAAGAAGCAGGAUACUUGCUUGGACUCACCCCUGGACGAGUCCACUCUGGCUGAGCAGCGGCAGAAGAGCGCAGAGAAACGCAAGAGGCGCGCCGCCGUGCUGGAGGUUCUGGUGUUCGGUCUCUUCAUCGCUGUUGUCAUGGCAACCUCAUACGGGGAACGGAGCCCCAUGGCGUUCUACAUGACACAAAAUGUCGGGAGGCAGAUACUGGAGACUGGCGACGUUGGGUUCUUUGAGAUCGAUGAUAUCCCGUCGUUUUGGACCUGGAUAACAACCGGGUUGAUGCCCGCCCUUCACGUGAGAAGCUGGUACAACGGCAGAGUCAAUCCGGACGCCAUGUUACUUACAGACAUGGUCACCUACCCGCUUGGUCCCGUACAGCUUCGGCAGGUGCGAUUGGGGCCAGGACAACACUGCGCUCCACCCGAUCAAAUGCUGAACGUGACAUCGCGUUGUAGAGUGCCGUACACACUCAGUGUAGCCGAUACACAGAACUACAGCUUACAUUGGGUUACUGUCAACACAACAGCAAACGGAACUGACAACACAGUCUGUAGUCCCUCCAGCUCACAAACAUCUCGAGAACUACACAACUGUGCGAACAACGUGAGCCCAUGGAGGUAUACUUACGCUUCACUCACAGACGGUAUCCCUUAUUUCGGACAGCAUGGCUCUUAUAUCAGUGGCGGGUACAUCGCUUGGCUAGGAACGACCGACGAGUCCAUGACAUUUCUAAAACGUCAAAGUUGGCUGGACGAGAACAGUCGCGCAGUUUUCAUCGAGCUUAUCCUAUACAACCCGCACGUGAACCUGUUUUCGGUAGUGUCUCUGGUUGUGGAGUUCAGCAAUCUCGGGGGAGUUUACAAGAGUUCGGAGAUCGUAACCGUUAGACUCAUACAGCAUGACGUCAUCUUACUUCUGGUCCUGAGAGGGGUGCUGGCGCUGUUUCUACUCUACUUUGUAUUUCGUGAAGGAAAGUCUCUUUUAUCACGGCCACUGGAGUAUCUCUCCGAGUUCUGGAGCUGGGUAGAGCUGCUGGUCAUCACCAUCGGUUUCAGCACCCUCGUCAUCUACUUCUACACACAGAACAUCAUAGACGAGGUGGCAGAACAACGAAGGAACGGAAACUCCGUAUUCCAUCUGUACAAAAGCUCUGUCAGCUGGUUCCAGAUCUCGACUUACCUACAAGGGUUUCUCAUCUGUUGUGCCACGUUGAAAUUCAUCCGCCUGCUGCGCUUCAACUCUCACGUGUACGCCUUGUCUAUGACCAUGAAGAAGUCUCUCAAACCCCUCAUGUCUUUUAUGUUUUCUGUAGCUGUCAUUUUGUUUGCUUUUAUCCUAGUGAUGGCGUUGACUUUAGGGUCAAAAAUCAGUGACUAUAAGAACAUAAGUUCAACUCUUCAAAGCCUUCUUCUGAUGAUGUUGGGUAGUUUUGACUUCGACGCCCUUUCCUCGGGGCAUAGAAUACUCGGACCGCUGGUUUUCUUCUUGUACCAGGUUGUUAUGCAGUUCAUACUACUGAGCAUUUUCAUGGUGAUUCUUUUCGAUGUGUAUGAAAAUGAAGCACACUCUGAAAACCCACACGAUAUCGGCUUUACAUCCUAUCUAAAGGAAACGGCAGCAGAGACUGUUCAGAGAAUCAAAAACACUUCGUUCAAAAUCGAAAGAAAGAAACCCAAGAUGGAAAGACGAUUCUCUACAAACAUGAUUCCCAAGAUAUAUAGUGGCCUACGUCAUCUCAAUAGCGAUUCAACUAUCUGAGGGCGUUUUACUCAUUCUCAUCUUAUUAUCUCACUGAGCUCACAUUUAGGUUUAAUAGUUGCAAUAAGGUUGCCUAGCAACAGUUGCCAUGUAAAUCAGGUUUCUUUUGGCUAAACAAUUGUUUCUAUUGUUGUACAGAAUAAUUAUGCCAAAAUUCAUGCUUUUAUCAUAGUUUAAGCAUUAUUUUGCACCAAUCACCUGGACUAUAAGUAACCCUUAACUCUUGGAAACGAUUAGAUGUUUCAGACACCAUCCGAUGUCUUUCGUCAAUGGCACUGGAGAGAUCUUGUUGAAGAGUAGUCUUUAUAUCCUAGCUAUGAAUCAUACUCAGUUGCUUGAGUGAGUGCUUUUUGGCGUAUCUUAUGACCUAGAUGUCUAACCUUCAUCGACGUAACCCUUACCUCGUUUGACUUUUGAGUCGUGUUUAGGGGUGGGGAGACUUUUAGUAAAUGAUCUAGCAGUGGUCCAUGACAGUUCAUGAUGACAUUUGGCUGAAAGUGAUUCAAUGACUUGGACAGAGUUGACCAUUUCAGUUGCUUUCUUUUUAUCUUCAUUUAAAUAUAAUGAUAUCAUUUAAUGCAAUUUUCUUCAAUAAAUGACUGUUUGUAAAGAUAAGGUACAAUGAUAUCAUUAUAUUGUGGUGUAUUGUACAGUAUGUAUAUAAUUCUAUUACAUUCCAUAGAAAAUAUUGUAAAAUAAUACCCAGCAAUGUAAAUUCCACUGCCGUGCAUUUUUCGUCGAGGCAUCUUUUUCUGUAGUAAUUGUACAACCAGAUAUAUUACCAUGAUGUCACUGUCUCAGCACAGCUGAAUAGUAAGUGUUUGGCUCAACAAAUGACGAUAGUACUAGUUCCACUUGUCAGCAUUGUUGUAAUACAUGUAUAUUGAACUGCCUGUAUACUUUUUAUACCGUUUUCUAUAUCCUUUUUAUGUUGCAAUUAGCCCUUGGGCAAGAACUUGCAGCCAAAAUUCAAUUAACUAGACGCACAGGGAACCAUACACCGUGAACAUAUGGAAUACAGAUGGUAUUCUGUGAUAACCGAACUUCUUCAUUGAGGGUAUUAUCCAACUACAUGUAUGUAUCCUCCUUUUUUACUUAAUUCCAAAAGCGAUAACAAAUCAUCCAUACAAUAACUUAACUUCAAGUCAAGUCAACUCAUAUACUGUUAUCUAUAGAUAUAACAUUAUUUAUUUGUACAUUU
Messenger RNA from Branchiostoma floridae (Florida lancelet), 5164 nucleotides. Its product is annotated as polycystic kidney disease protein 1-like 2. The record is from RefSeq and is a predicted model, not a curated record. The transcript has 19 exons. NCBI's taxonomy places the organism in Eukaryota, Metazoa, Chordata, Leptocardii, Amphioxiformes, Branchiostomatidae. Gene Ontology annotation, cellular component: membrane. The coding region runs from base 1 to 3963 and encodes 1320 amino acids. Gene Ontology annotation, molecular function: calcium channel activity; protein binding. Gene Ontology annotation, biological process: detection of mechanical stimulus.